This is a messenger RNA of Apodemus sylvaticus (European woodmouse), 2732 nucleotides long. RefSeq names its product acetylcholinesterase (Cartwright blood group) (gene Ache). Gene Ontology annotation, biological process: choline metabolic process; acetylcholine catabolic process. The transcript is spliced from 4 exons. The coding region runs from base 116 to 2353 and encodes 745 amino acids. Gene Ontology annotation, cellular component: plasma membrane. The record is from RefSeq and is a predicted model, not a curated record. Gene Ontology annotation, molecular function: acetylcholinesterase activity. NCBI's taxonomy places the organism in Eukaryota, Metazoa, Chordata, Mammalia, Rodentia, Muridae.
UGUGUGCGGGGGGCCGGAGGCGGCUGUCACUGUCGGCUCAGCCUGCGCCGGGGAACAUUGGCCGCCUCCAGCUCCCGGCGCGGCCCGACCCGGCCCGGCUUGGCCGCCUCAGCAGAUGCCUGUCCCGGCAGUCAUGAGGCCUCCCUGGUGUCCCCUGCAUACCCCCUCCCUGGUUUCUCCUCUCCUCCUCCUCCUCCUCUCCGUCCUGGGAGGAGGAGCAGGGGCUGAGGGCCAGGAAGACCCACAGCUGCUGGUGAGGGUUCGAGGGGGCCAGCUGAGGGGCAUCCGCCUGAAGGCCCCUGGAGGCCCAGUCUCAGCUUUUCUGGGUAUCCCCUUUGCAGAGCCGCCUGUGGGCUCACGGAGAUUUAUGCCACCAGAGCCCAAGCGGCCCUGGUCGGGAGUGUUGGAAGCUACCACCUUCCAAAAUGUCUGCUACCAAUACGUCGACACCCUGUACCCUGGUUUUGAGGGUACGGAGAUGUGGAACCCCAACCGAGAGCUGAGUGAAGACUGCCUGUACCUUAAUGUGUGGACGCCAUACCCCAGGCCCACUUCUCCCACACCUGUCCUCGUCUGGAUCUAUGGGGGUGGCUUCUACAGCGGGGCAUCCUCCUUGGACGUGUAUGACGGCCGUUUCCUGGCCCAGGUGGAGGGGACCGUGUUGGUAUCUAUGAACUACCGAGUGGGAACCUUUGGCUUCUUGGCCCUACCAGGAAGCAGAGAAGCCCCUGGCAAUGUAGGUCUGCUGGAUCAACGGCUUGCCUUGCAAUGGGUGCAAGAAAAUAUUGCAGCCUUUGGGGGAGACCCGAUGUCAGUGACUCUGUUUGGGGAGAGUGCGGGCGCUGCCUCAGUGGGCAUGCACAUUCUGUCCCUGCCCAGCAGGAGCCUCUUCCAUAGGGCUGUCCUCCAGAGUGGCACACCCAACGGGCCCUGGGCCACCGUGAGUGCGGGAGAGGCCAGGCGCAGGGCCACGCUGCUGGCCCGCCUUGUGGGCUGUCCCCCAGGGGGCGCUGGCGGCAAUGACACCGAGCUGAUAGCCUGCUUGAGGACCAGGCCUGCUCAGGACCUGGUGGACCACGAGUGGCACGUGCUGCCUCAGGAAAGCAUCUUCCGGUUUUCCUUCGUGCCUGUGGUGGACGGGGACUUCCUCAGCGACACGCCAGAGGCCCUCAUCAACACUGGAGAUUUUCAAGACCUGCAGGUGCUGGUGGGUGUGGUGAAGGAUGAGGGCUCCUACUUCCUGGUUUACGGGGUCCCAGGCUUCAGCAAAGACAAUGAAUCUCUCAUCAGCCGGGCCCAGUUCCUGGCUGGGGUGCGGAUCGGUGUACCCCAAGCAAGCGACCUGGCAGCCGAGGCUGUGGUCCUGCACUACACGGACUGGCUGCACCCCGAGGACCCUGCGCAUCUGAGAGAUGCCAUGAGCGCGGUGGUAGGCGACCACAACGUCGUGUGCCCCGUGGCCCAGCUGGCUGGGCGACUGGCUGCCCAAGGGGCCCGGGUCUAUGCCUACGUCUUUGAACACCGCGCCUCCACACUGACUUGGCCCCCCUGGAUGGGGGUGCCCCAUGGCUAUGAAAUCGAGUUCAUCUUUGGGCUUCCCCUGGACCCCUCGUUGAACUACACCGUGGAGGAGAGAAUCUUUGCUCAGCGGCUUAUGAAAUACUGGACCAAUUUUGCCCGCACAGGGGACCCCAAUGACCCCCGAGACUCCAAGUCUCCACAGUGGCCACCGUACACCACUGCCGCGCAGCAAUACGUGAGCCUGAGCCUGAAGCCCUUGGAGGUGCGGCGGGGACUGCGAGCGCAGACCUGCGCCUUCUGGAAUCGCUUUCUCCCCAAAUUGCUCAGCGCCACCGGUAGGCGCGUGGGGUGGGGGAGCAGGGAAGGCACGAGGCGGCAAGGGUUGGAAGGAGGGGAGAGAGAAGGGCUGCAAAACACGGGGUGUAAUCCCGGUCUUCUCCACCCUCCCCAGCCACGGAGGCUCCCUGCACCUGCCCAAGCCCCGCCCACGGGGAGGCUGCCCGGAGGCCCGGGCCCGACUUGUCCCUGCCCCUCCUCUUCUUCCUUUUCCUCCUCCACUCCCGGUUUCCGUGGCUCUAACUAUAAUCCUUUCCCCUCUGGCCUCAGAACACACUUACUCCAGUGUGCGGAUGAAAGGAGGAACCCCUCUCAGGGAUCUAGCACCCACUCCAUCCUCAAGUCCACAAACUGGACAGACUCAGGGAUCUUUCUUAAAAAUUCAAAAAAAAAAAAAAAAAAAAAAACCCCAGGUGUUUUUGUUUUGUUUUUUAAUGUAAAACUUAUCCUUUGGUGCUUAAAGCCUGAUGUUGAGGGGAGAAGGAUCCGGGGCUAGUCGGCGCCAGCCAAAGCGCCUUAUAAUCGCCAACCAUUUCUGUAUCUUCUCUCUUUCCCCCUCCAACCCUUGGUCCCUCCCCUCCGUCUUCCGAUGUUUUUUCUCUUCCUCUCCUUCCUGCUACACUCCUCCACCUCUACCUUCAUUCUCCGGAUCAUCCACUGUUCUGUUUCCACCACCCUGCUCGGCCUCCGACAAUGCGUGCAUGUGCCGGCGCACUCACGGCCGAUCUCCACUACCCGACCUGUUCCGUUUCUGCCACGCUUGCGGGGUGCCCUGGCCGCAGAUACGCUGGACGAGGCGGAGCGCCAGUGGAAGGCCGAAUUCCACCGCUGGAGCUCCUACAUGGUGCACUGGAAGAACCAGUUCGACCACUACA